AUGUUUUUUUUGUGUGUUCAAUUUCUUUCUUUUAAUGAUUUAAAUGAUUUUUUUUUCCAGUUAAUGGUUGAAGACAUUUUGCAUCAUGGAGCAAUAUUAAAUGAUAUAGAAUUGAAAGGAGAGAACGUUAUAGUGAGUAAUCGUGGAGCUCCUAAGUUUGCUGAAAAUACAAGGGACCAGGUGAAACAACUUAAAGAUGGCUACACAAACCUUUUGACAUCAGCUAAGCAGAAUCAGGAAAGUCUUGCUGUAAGUCUUGACCGCUGGCACAACUACAAAAAGGAACUUGAAGAAGGCCAGGAAUUCUUGAAGCAGUAUCUUCCAGCCUGGAAAUCUGAAAUGGGUACUGCUCAUGCUGAUAAUUUACCAGAAGCCCAAGUACAAUUGACUAAAGCCAAGGAAAUGUGGGAAAAACUGAGCUGUUUGAGGCAAAAUUUGAACUUAUCUCUUGCUCAGUGCAGACCGGCUGGGGCUGCUGCCACUGACCAAACUGACUCUGUGAUGUCAUCUGCCCUAUUCAAGUUUUCUAGCGACGUCAACCAUAACUUAAUUGGAGAAAUGAACCAAAUUGAGAAUCAUCUUGAUUCACUGCGAGAUGAAAUCAAGUCUUGGGAGACAAUUGAUGCUCUGAAAACUGAGUUGAGAACAACAUUACGCAACAAGAAGGAAGAAGUUAAAAUGCUUGAACAGAAUCCUUCAAGACUUCCAGAAGCAGCAGCAGAAAUGGAAAUUGUGAAAUUACAGAGUCUCAAAAAUGAUGUUGAUGAAAAGAAAGGUUCUCUAAAAGAUCUGAAUGACCGUUACCACAAACUCACCCAACAUAACCCACAAUUAUCUGACCCCAUCAUAAAUGCUGUCCAAGAAGACUGGGAGGAGCUUCUGUGUUAUAUUAGCAAUGUGUUGGAUGAGAAGGAGCAGGAAAGGAAAACACGAAAGAGAUUCCAAGAUCAACAAUAUGAAAUUGAUGAAGAUCUUGCCAGAUAUGCUCAGGAAUUAGAGCAGAUUGAAUUGAAAGGGUCAUCAGAAGUACAGAUGGACAGAAUCACGGUAGGUGGGCUUUAG
Acanthosepion pharaonis is the source of this 1062-nucleotide messenger RNA. The record is from the annotation of a GenBank genome assembly. Lineage: Eukaryota; Metazoa; Mollusca; Cephalopoda; Sepiida; Sepiidae.